AUGAGCAGAGACAUAGUAGUGGUCGGCGCAGGUGUGAUUGGCUUAUCAGCUGCUCUGGCGUUAAGUGAAGAAGGUUAUAAAGUAAAAAUCAUUGCUAAACAUCUUCCAACAGAUCCCUUGAAUUCACAAUAUACCUCUCAAUGGGCAGGUGCUCAUUUCAGACCAUAUCCUAGUAAAUCUGAUAAGGAUUAUGAAGAAUCAAAGUUGGCUAGAAAGACUUUAAAACGUUUCAAGAGAGUAGCUGUUGAAGAACCUUGGUCGUCUAUAAAAUUUAUAGAAGGUAUUGAUUAUUUAGAAACCCAGGGGCUUUACGGUGUGAAAUCAAGAGGUUAUUUUGAAGAAUUAACUAAUAUGAAAGAAAUUUCAAAGGACAAACUCCCAAAGAAUGUCUCGUUUGGUGCUAAAUAUGACACUUGGAUAGUUAAUUCACCAUUAUACAUCCAGUAUUUACAAAGAAAACUGACUUUCGAAUAUGGUGUUCAAUUUGAAAGACAAGAGAUUGGGUCAUUAAAACAAGUUUCACAAUCGAAUCCUGGAUCUAUUGUUGUUAAUGCUACUGGGUUAGGUGUUCAGUAUAACGGUGGAUUAGAUCCUAACUCUUUUGUGAUUAGAGGUCAAACUUUAUUAGUCAGAGCACCUAAAGGAAAUCCAUAUGAAAACAAAACAAUCACUCAUCAAUCAUCAGAUGGUUCGUGGACAUUCUUGAUUCCAAGACCUUUAGAUGGUGGUUUGAUCGUUGGUGGUACCAAGCAAGUUGGUGAUUAUCAAACAACUCCAAAAAUUGAAGAUACAAAAGCUAUAACCAGUAGGGCCAAAGUUCUCUUCCCGGAAGUGUUCAUUGAUGGUGAGCUUGAUAUCAGAAAUAUAAAUGUAGGGUUCAGACCUGCUAGAAAAGGUGGUAUAAGAAUUGAGUCUGAGCAGAUUGAUAAUCAACAACUAGUUCAUGUUUAUGGGUUUGGUGGAAUGGGUUAUGAAACAUCGUGGGGUGCAGCAGAAGAAGUUUUGAAACUUGUAAAGUUAUUAAGUCGUGAUUCAAAACUUUGA
Molecule: messenger RNA, 1044 nt
Organism: Hansenula ciferrii
Lineage: Eukaryota; Fungi; Ascomycota; Saccharomycetes; Phaffomycetales; Wickerhamomycetaceae
Gene: DDO
Product: FAD-dependent oxidoreductase
Exons: 1
Coding region: 1-1044 (347 amino acids)
Molecular function (GO): D-amino-acid oxidase activity; FAD binding
Source: RefSeq, a predicted model, not a curated record